Gilbertella persicaria is the source of this 665-nucleotide messenger RNA. RefSeq lists its product as uncharacterized. The coding region runs from base 15 to 629 and encodes 204 amino acids. The record is from RefSeq and is a predicted model, not a curated record. Gene Ontology annotation, biological process: DNA strand elongation involved in mitotic DNA replication; DNA replication. The transcript has a single exon. Gene Ontology annotation, cellular component: GINS complex. Lineage: Eukaryota; Fungi; Mucoromycota; Mucoromycetes; Mucorales; Choanephoraceae.
UAUACAUUACCAAAAUGGCCACAUUAGGAGAAUCAGCUUACAAACUAGCUAAGGAGGCAAAACGUACAGCAGACUUAUUUAUCUCGCCUUACAAUGAUGAUCUUGUUCAGAGUAUCUGCCGUGAAAUACGUUUACUCAACAACAAGGCAAUCGAAACAGUCAAUGCCAUCAAGGAAGGCAAUUCAAGUGAUGCACUACAGAAUCCAAGUACCAUGACACAAGUCAUGCUAUACCACUUGGCAGUCAAAAGAAACAAACGCGUCUUGUUUGCCUAUCAUCGACAGAGAAUCAAUAAGCUUAAAGACAUCUUAUGGAAUGUGGGACUACAGUCAAAAUAUCGACGUGAAAUCAUGACCAGUUUAGGGCCCACUGAAAAAAAGUUUUUAGAUGAAUAUGGAGAUAUGGUAAAUGGAUAUAAACAAGGCUUUACUGAGAUUGAUCUCGGAGGCAUGAAUGGUCCUGGACUGGAUCCACCUGUUGAUCUGUUUAUCGAAGUACGCGUUUUACGUGAUGCUGGUGAAAUCAAUACAGAAUAUGGCACUCUAAACCUGUCAAAAGGAAAUCAAUUCUAUGUGCGUCGAACUGAUGUUGAGUCUUUGAUCAAAGCUGGCUACUUGAUUCAUGUAUAGCAAUAAAUUUUUUCGUCUUUCUCUCUAUAGGGUUUA